UUUCCUUAUUCAGCCUUUGAUAACUGGAAAGAAAAUAGAAAAUGGUGAUGUUUUCUUAAAUGCUUUAUGUUUUCUGUACAUGUAUAUAAUUUUUGGUUAAUAAAUUACAAUUGUUAUCUGACUGUUAUCAAUAAAAUUUUCUUUUUAAAUUAUGCAGAAAACAUUUUUAGUUCUGCUCAAAUUUUAUAUUUUUAAUGUGUUUUUGGUAUGACAUAUUUUGAAAAAUACAAUUUACCGAGCCAUUCACAUAGAAAUGUAUAUUUGGCAUGUUUGAAGGCAUAAUUUGGGAUGGUAAAACUUCUUUUUUUAAUCUUUAUGCAUUUUAGACUCAUAAAUAUGGACAAAUUUAUAAAAAGUUUCAGUUUGGAUGUUCUGAAAAUUAAUAGAAACAGCAUAUCGACAUUUAGUUCAACUAACUUGCUACAACGUCGAAUAGUUAUUCCAGUUUCAGUAUUGGGGUUAGUUUACCUUAUCUUUAUCAGGAGAGUAGGGUUUGAUCGUGGUUGCAAAUUUCGGGUGAAAAAUAAAGUAAAAGAAGAUGAAGAGUUUAGUGAUAGGGAGCAUCGAACUGUCACAAAGAAAUCUCCUUCAAUAUCUGGUUGGCUUUUCACGAAAAUCUACAAAGUCAUAUCUACCUCGGUUUUUGGAUCAGUUAUAUUACAAGCUCUUAAGAGGAAAUUUAAAAUGAACAUGUUAAGAACAUUGGAAAUCCCUGAAAGUCCAAUGUAUUACCCAAUUGUAAAUGGUGAAGAGGGUUUGUAUAUCAAAUCGGCUGUCUCAGAGGACGACUUAUGGCAUUUGGUUAAUGCAAGGACAUCUAUAAAACACUGCCACUUUACAACAUUAUAUGAUUUGGUGAAUCUAUACAGAGAAAAACGUUUGACACCAGUAGACGUAGCUAAACGUAUUAUUGCAGCCUUGAAGAAGAGUAAAAAACAAAAUCCUUCAGUAACUGCUUUUAUUGAAUAUUAUGAAGAACUGAUCAUGCAGCAAGCUGUUUUUUCCACUGAACGUUGGGAAGAUGGGAAACCUUUAUCUGUGUUUGAUGGCAUACCAGUUGGUGUAAAAGAUGAAUAUGCUGUGGCUGGUCAUCAUUGUCGUAAUGGUCUUCCGAUCAAGGAAUUAGACGUCAAAAUGUCAUCAAAGGAGGAGAGAGGACUGGUUAAACGACUACGGGAAGGAGGAGCCAUGAUCAUUGGGAUGACCAACAUGCAUCAGAUUGGUAUUGGUGUGUUUGGUAUCAAUCAGUCAAAAUAUCAUGGUACCACUCGCAAUCCUUACAAUGUUAAUCACAGUGCUGGAGGUAGUUCUGGAGGAUCAGCUGCUGCUAUCGCUGCAGGUUUGUGCACGAUAGCAUUGGGUACAGAUGGUGGUGGUUCGAUCAGACUUCCAGCAGCAGUUUGUGGUGUUGUUGGAUUAAAAGCAACUUAUACAAGAUAUUCCGAUGCUGGUGUAAGUCAAAAUGCUUCAACUGUCUCCCAUACAGGAGCACUGUGCGCAACUGUUAUGGAUGCAGCUAUCAGUUAUGGUUACUUAGCGGGUAAAGAUGAAGACUCUCCACUUGGUCUUUGUCAGCCUCCUGUAUAUCUUGGUGAUUUUUGUAGUACUGACCUGUCCGGUAUGAAGAUUGGUGUCGACUGGCAGUGGAUGGAUGUGUGUGAUCGUGAAAUCAACUCUGCAUGUUUGGAUCUGUUGGAAUGGUUGGAGAAAGAUUGUGGUGUGGAAAUCGUUUCUAUACACGUUCCUGAAAAAGAAGAGAUGUAUGUGGCUCACUCAAUGACCAUCCUCGCUGAAAUGGCCAGCGCCAAUCAAAGACUAUUUGAGAAACAUUUUGAUGAACUGAACGUGGACGUGCAAAGUAUGUUGUUAGCCGCUCGUUCAAUAGACGCGUAUGAUUAUUUGCAAGCGGCUAGACAAAGAAGGCGCUCUGUUAAUGCUUUAAAAUAUAUCUUCACAAAGGUAGAUGUCAUAUUUACCCCAGGGGUAACCGAAUUUCAACCCGUGGUUACAUCAUCUAUCGAGCGGUAUGGUUACACGAAUUAUGGGAAGAGUUUAUCCUUACUUCGCUAUCAUGGAAUGGCCAACCUGACGGGUAUUCCAGGUAUAUGCCAGCCGAUCGGCUAUUCGAAAGUCAACCUUCCCAUCUCAAUCCAGUGGAUGUCAUCGUGGUGGAGGGAGGAUAUUUUGUUCCGCAUUGCUUACGCAGUCGAGAAGCAUGUUGACAUAAAAAAAGCUGACGUUUAUUUUGAUAUUUCAUAGUGACAAACUUCUUUUCUUGUUUUCCUAGAAGCUGUAUUUUAUAAGUUUUCGUGUCACGUGGUGUUCAAAGUAUUCCUGGCCACAAUAUUCUUUUUCCAAGAUAAAGAGGUUUUUACAAAGGAAAUUUUUGCAGUGAAUUUAGAGAUUUGUUGACAAAAUGGAAAAAAUCAAAAAUAAAUAGAAGAUUUUACAGGAUCGAAUGUCAUUGAAAAAUAUGUUUUGGAAAGUGUUAUGAAAUGAUUUAAAAUAUAAAUAAAAAUAUUAGAUGAUCGGGCUAUUUUUUGACUAAUUUUUUAAUCUGAAAUGUAAUAUAUCUUUACCUGUACACCUUAUUAUAUUAAUUUUUUAUUGCAAUUAUAAUUGUCAAAAGAAAAUAUUUUUUAUCAUUACAUAAUGUCAUUUUUAUCGAUCUUUUGAGAUGGUGGAUGUUGAGAUUCUUACACUGCUUUCCAUAUUCUAUUUAGAAAGAAAUUUUACUUGCCGCUUACACGUUCCUUACGUUAUUUGUAAUAAUUUUUGCCCAAAAAAGCAAAAAAGUUAAUUGCAAUAUCAGCUGUAAGCGGGACACUUUCCCUUUACAAGUAACGUGUCUAUCUUUUGUCUAAAAUUCUAAAUUUCAGUUUUUACCUUGUACUUGUUCGCGAAAAUUUGUCUUUACGAAAAGGAGGCAUAAAACCCCAGUGAUUUAUAAACUUUAGCCUAAAUCGAGAAACAAGAUGAGAUAAAUGUCAGUAUUUUUUUUUUAGUUUUUAUUAUCUUCUGAUGUAAUAUAGAUGCUGUUUGUGAAGAAAAAUUCAAUUUACAAGGGACUACCAUGCCUUAUCACCACCAAAAUUUUUAUUCUUAACCAGGAAACUGUUGUCACAUCUGUUUAAAAAAUCGCUUUAGCUGGAACUAUAUCUCAUUUUCAACUAAACCCGACUUACAGGAGCUUCGCUUAACUCAAAAAUUCUUCGGUCCCCUUGGGGUUCUAGGUACCGGAAGUUAACUGUAGUUCAUUUUUUCGUUAUACUCAUGAAUUCGCGAAGGUUAAUUCUCAUGAAAAAUCUAAAAUUAGUUUAUAUUAAAAAUUUCACUAUUCUUUUGCCUCGCGAAAGUUUCUACCUUUAAGGUAAACAUAAAGUUUACAAGCAUAUGCAGGCUCAGAUUAAGGUGGUAGUAACACUUUUCUAGCUGUCCAAAUAGCUGAAUUAUUUACUCAGUGUUUUAUUUAUACCAUUUUUUUUUUUACUAUUUCGUAGAAAUAUAGGCCUUUAUACAUAAUAAAA
Hydractinia symbiolongicarpus is the source of this 3527-nucleotide messenger RNA. RefSeq lists its product as uncharacterized. The record is from RefSeq and is a predicted model, not a curated record. The coding region runs from base 289 to 2259 and encodes 656 amino acids. The transcript is spliced from 20 exons. NCBI's taxonomy places the organism in Eukaryota, Metazoa, Cnidaria, Hydrozoa, Anthoathecata, Hydractiniidae. Gene Ontology annotation, molecular function: catalytic activity.